AUGGCUGAUGAGGAAUACUCGAGGGCGUCUGCGGAAGCAGACCGUGAAAUGACAAAGCUCUGGCGCACAUGGAGGACCGUUUUCGAGAUGCUAGCUGAUCGGGUAUGGGCCUAUCCCUCAUCUCGCGUAAUCGAUAUGCAGCUGCUGACGCGUGGUGGGGACUAUGUUCAGGGCUAUGAAGUGACUGAGGAGGAGAUAAAAAUUCCUCUCGAAGAAUUCAGAACGCGAUACUCAGAUGCUCUUGGGUUUCCUGAUCGCAAUAAAAUGAAAAUCAGCGCGCGUCCCUCACAGGCGAUGAUGGAGAAAUACACACCCCUCCCCACAGUAUCGAAACCUAACCCAGUCCCCGAAUGCGGUACCAUUUACGUCGAAUUCUGCGCCGAUAUACAGAGCGUAGGGACAAAGCAAGUGCGCGCAUUUAAUCAUUUCAUCGACGAACAAAACUACCACACCGGAAUAUUCAUCAGCCAGACGCCAAUUUCUCCAUCCGCAAUGCGAGUGUUGAACAGCAUACCAGGCCGGUUCUGUGAGCACUUCCAGGAACAGGAACUCCUAGUCAAUAUUACCCAUCAUGAACUCGUACCCAAACAUAUUCUUCUAAGCGCAGAGGAAAAGAAACGGCUCCUUCAGCGAUACCGGUUGAAGGAGUCUCAGCUUCCACGUAUCCAGAGUGGAGAUCCUGUGGCGAAAUAUCUAGGUUUGCGACGAGGGCAGGUGGUCAAGAUCAUCCGAAAGAGUGAAACAGCUGGAAGGUACGCCAGCUACCGCUGGGUUACUUAA
Paracoccidioides brasiliensis Pb18 is the source of this 780-nucleotide messenger RNA. RefSeq names its product DNA-directed RNA polymerase core subunit RPB5. The record is from RefSeq and is a predicted model, not a curated record. Gene Ontology annotation, molecular function: DNA-directed RNA polymerase activity; DNA binding. Bases 1 to 780 code for a protein of 259 amino acids. Gene Ontology annotation, cellular component: RNA polymerase I complex; RNA polymerase III complex; RNA polymerase II, core complex. Gene Ontology annotation, biological process: DNA-templated transcription. The transcript has 2 exons.